This is a messenger RNA of Lycium barbarum (goji berry), 508 nucleotides long. Its product is annotated as tabersonine-19-hydroxy-O-acetyltransferase-like. The transcript has a single exon. Bases 26 to 508 code for a protein of 160 amino acids. The record is from RefSeq and is a predicted model, not a curated record. Lineage: Eukaryota; Viridiplantae; Streptophyta; Magnoliopsida; Solanales; Solanaceae.
UCUAAAUUAGUAAUCUCCAAAAGCAAUGGAAAGAAAAGUAGAGACAAUAUCUCAAGAUUUGAUCAAACCAAUUGUUCCUCAAACUUGUGAAUCCUACAAUUUAUCAGCUCUAGAUCAACUUGUUGAUUUUUAUCCCUUUGCUGGAAGAUUAAUUAAUGAUAACACUUCAAUCAGUUGCAAUUCCAAAGAUGAUGAUUUUGGAGUAGUGUUCAUUGAAGCUUUUGCACAUAACUACAAUCUCCAAGACAUCCUCUCAAAUUCUGAUCAAACAAUAAAGAUAGCAAAUCACUUCCUCCCAAAGCUCGAGGAUAAUUCACCUGCUUCCACCACUAUUGUUUUGCUUGUUCAACUCACAUUCUUAGAAUGUGGAGGCAUGAUUCUUGGUUGCUCCUCUUCUCACAAGCUCGAGGACGUGGCGUCCUUUGGCGCUUUCGUCAAAUGUUGGGCAAAGGCAACAAUGUUGGCUCUAGGAAAUAAGUCAUGUUCUCUGUUCAGCCUGAUUUUAUAG